Messenger RNA from Musca domestica (house fly), 2038 nucleotides. It is a transcript of the gene Gabat, whose product is annotated as 4-aminobutyrate aminotransferase, mitochondrial. Gene Ontology annotation, cellular component: mitochondrion. The transcript has a single exon. Lineage: Eukaryota; Metazoa; Arthropoda; Insecta; Diptera; Muscidae. Gene Ontology annotation, biological process: GABA catabolic process. Gene Ontology annotation, molecular function: pyridoxal phosphate binding. The record is from RefSeq and is a predicted model, not a curated record. Bases 201 to 1661 code for a protein of 486 amino acids.
GGUAUACCAACAUUCAGUGCUUCCAUGCAUUCCGUUCCGUAUUGUACAUAAAAAUCCAAGUUUAAGGAAAAGCGGGACAACGAACCUAUCCGGAUAUUGAAGAAGAAAAAUAAAAAAAGAAACGGACAACACCAACAACGAACGUUAUUGUUCUUUUGGGAAUUUGCAAAAACUGAAUUGAAAAAACAAAAACUACAACCAUGCGUGCUGCCUUAGGUUUAAAACACGUAACCAGAGCUUCCAAAAAUGUUAAACAUUAUUCCUCGUUGGCCGAGCCCAAGGAGCCAAUACUAAAAACCUCCACCAUUCCUGGACCCAAAUCCUUGGAGUUGAAGAAACAAUUGGGUGCCAUACAACAGGCAGGCACUGUCCAACUGUUUGCCGACUAUGAAAAGUCCACAGGAAACUAUUUGUGUGAUGUUGAUGGUAACAUGCUAUUGGAUGUCUACACACAAAUCUCGUCGGUGCCAUUGGGCUAUAAUCAUCCCAGGUUGUUGAAAGUCUUCGAAAACGAUAGCAACUUAAAAGCUUUAAUUAAUCGUCCUGCCUUGGGUGUAUUCCCUGGCAAGGAAUGGCCCCAGAAACUGGAGAAUGUCCUUAAGCAGGUGGCACCCAAGGGUCUCGACAAAAUGACCACCAUGAUGUGCGGCUCAUGUUCCAACGAGAAUGCCUACAAGAAUAUCUUCAUGUGGUACAGACAGACCCAGCGCGGUGAAAAUGUCACCUUCAGUGAGGAGGAGAAAAACUCCUGCAUGUUUAAUAUGCCACCAGGUGCCCCCAAGCUGAGCUUGCUCUCCUUCAAGGGAGCCUUCCAUGGCCGUACCAUGGGUGCUUUAUCGACCACACAUUCCAAAUAUAUACACAAAAUUGAUGUGCCAUCCUUUGACUGGCCCGUGGCUAGUUUCCCCGAAUAUCGUUAUCCUUUGGAAGAGAAUGUUAUGUACAACCAGGAACAGGAUAAACGCUGCUUGGCCGAAGUUCAGGACUUAAUCGAGCAAUACAACAAAAAGGGUAUUCCAGUGGCAGGUGUUGUGGUCGAGCCCAUUCAAAGUGAGGGCGGUGACAACGAAGCCUCUCCCGAAUUCUUCCAACAAUUGCAACGCAUUUGCAAGGCCAAUGGCAUGGCUCUGCUCAUCGACGAGGUACAAACUGGCGGUGGUGGCACCGGUAAGAUGUGGUGCCAUGAACACUUCAACCUACCCUCUCCCCCCGAUGUAGUUACGUUCAGCAAGAAAAUGCAAUUGGGUGGCUACUUCCACACCAGUGAAUUUGUUCCCAAGGAAACCUAUCGUAUUUUCAACACCUGGAUGGGUGAUCCAGGCAAGAUUCUCCUGCUCGAAGAAAUCGUUAAAGUGAUCAAAGAAGAAAAUCUGCUGGACCAGGUUCAACGAUCGGGUAAGGUUCUCAAGAGUGGUCUAUUGGAAUUGGAAAAAGAGUUCUCGACCAUUCUGAAUUCCACACGUGGACGUGGUACCUUCUUGGCGGUCAAUUGCAAGAAUGGCAAGACUCGCGACGAUAUGAUUGCCAAAUUGAAAAUGACCGGUUUGCAAACCGGUGGUUGUGGUGAUGUAGCCAUACGCUUUAGACCAGCAUUGAUCUUUAGCGAAAAGCAUGCCAAUAUGGUAUUGGAUCGUUUCCGCAAGGUGCUCAAAGAAAUGUAAGCAGUCAUCUAAAGAAGAAGAUACAACAACACAUAAUCUCUAAAACGCAUAAAGCUAAGGGCAAGACCUGCAUUCCAGAAAAAAAAGCAAACACACGCGCACACACACACGCAUAAGCCAAUGGGGGAAAUUAUUUAAUUUAUAGCCAUAGAAUUGUUUGCAAACGCACCAAAAAGAAUUCUACACACUUCCCGGUGAGUGAUGGUGAUGGUGGUGGUCGGUUGUUCCUUUUGUUUUUUGUUGAACCGCCCCCUCCCCUCAUUCACUCUUCCGCCAAGCCACACACUUGAAUACAGAAUAACUGUUUGUAUCAAUUUAUGUUUGCUUUAAUUUAGACAAUAAAUUAAUAAAUCAUACUACAAAAAGAACAACAACAA